This is a messenger RNA of Oncorhynchus gorbuscha (pink salmon), 3412 nucleotides long. Its product is annotated as TNFAIP3-interacting protein 2-like. The transcript is spliced from 6 exons. The coding region runs from base 446 to 1801 and encodes 451 amino acids. The record is from RefSeq and is a predicted model, not a curated record. Lineage: Eukaryota; Metazoa; Chordata; Actinopteri; Salmoniformes; Salmonidae. Gene Ontology annotation, biological process: regulation of transcription by RNA polymerase II; cellular response to lipopolysaccharide.
UGUGCAAAUAGUUCAAGCAGCUGCGUUUUUUUUAUUUUGCUCCCGUCAAACUGUGUCAAUUUAUUCCAGUGUCCUUUAUUGUUAGAACAUUUAUGAAGGAACGAAAGCAUAUAAUUUAGAUUGUUACUGGAAUGGAUGAUUGAUCAACUCGGAAAGGUGUUGUCAAUAUACCCGACGUUGUUAAAAAGUAAAGUACAAGAAAAAUCCACCUAUUGUCUCGGGGAAGCCCCUCUUGGAAAUCCCCUGUAAUUGUCGGAAUUAUAUAUUUCCAAAUUCAGAUGAGGCACAUCCUUAGGCUACUUAGUUGACAUCCUCAACCUAAUCUUGAAGACAUGUUGCAUAACCUACGAACACAAACUCUGUCGAACUAACAGAAUCAUUUCAGAAGCUGAUGGAAUAUUGAAGAUUUUUCCCCAUCCACAUCUGUCAGAAGCAACAGCGAUAAAUGACCUCUGGAAUAAGGAACAUGACUGGAAUAAAGAACACGAUGGAUGUCGAUUUGGAUAAUGAUACGCUGAAAUCAAAAAUACGGAGCUGCCAUACAUUGACUACUUUUUACCACGAAACUCGGCUGGAGAUUGACACAUUAAGUAAGAAAAUCAAGAAAAGGGACAAUUUAAUCGCAGAUUUGAAGGCUAGGUUAGGCAAAUACGAAAACACCUGUAUCAAUGUGGAAGGGUAUGACCCUGUUGUCAUAGCACCGGCCGAAUCUUUGCUGGAAAGUUUAUGCAAAGAAAUCUGCAAGCUGAAGCUCAAAUUGAAAGACACAGAAAUGAAUGCGGUUCAGCAAGCAGAGUUGAGACAACAAGAGAUACAGAGGUUGCAACAGCUGCUGAGGGAGAUGGAGCGAGAGCUGGAGAGUGUGAUCCGUCAAUCAGACCACGAGAAGGACCAGGAUAUCCAGAGGCUCCGCUCUGCCCUGGCCGAGAGGGACCGUGCCCAGGCCACCCGUGCCGUCCUGUGCACCUCGCUGGCUGGAGAGGCCGACCAGCUCCGGGGCCAACUGGGAGCCACAGUCAGGGUGUGUCAGGAGUUACUGGGCCGACUAGAGAGAGAGAAGGGAGGAGAGAGAGUGACGGAGGAGGUGAAAAUGCAGCAGAAGGCAAAAGAGAUAUUGGAUUAUACGGAAGCUGGUCGCGUUGACAUUCGAGUCAGCAAACUCCAAGAAGAGAACCAAAAGCUAACUCAAAGAGUGGCAUAUGUGGAAGGUCUAAACUCCAAAUGGCAAAAGUAUGACUCGAGCAGGGAACAGUAUGUGAGGUACCUGUGUCAGAAGCUGAAUGAAUCUAGUGCCCUGGCUGUUUCCUCCAGCCCUGCUCCAGGUAUGGGGCAUAGGUUAGGGCCCAGACCUACACAAGAGCCUGGGCCUGGCCUGGACUUGUUCCCAGAGUUGGCCUCAGCCAAAGCUGGUUUGCUCCAGCAGGAGAUAGCCAGGCUCAACGGCCUACUGGAGGAGAAGUUGGGGGACUGUGGGAGGUUGGGGAGAGAGCUGGAUGAGAGCAGGAGACGAUACAAGGACCGUAUCCAGAUGCUAGAGCAACAGGUUCUCAUCUACACAGAUGACUUUAACUCGGAGCGGGCAGACAGGGAGAGAGCGCAGGGCAGGAUCCAGGACCUGCAAGAGGAAUUAUCUCGACUACAGGAGCAGCUACACACACAGGCACAGAGCCCUACUAGAGAUGCCAACUCCACGUGCCGAGUCCAUAAAGGACACCGGAUCUCCCCACGCAUGAGCACGGACUCGACCGAAUCACUGCUGAGGAACAGCGCCAAUCCACAUGUGACAAAAAUCAAAAACUAAAAGUGGGCCUUGACAUGGGGCGGCGUCAGCGGUAAUUAGCACCCAGUCCCACCUGGACAAAGUGCGUCAGGCUAUGAGCUCCGGCGUGAAGUUUCCCCUAGGUACAGCUAUAGGAUAAUCUUCCGUUCCCCAAUCCAAACCAUAAAGUGGGGAAAAUGCAAAACUGACCCAACAUCUAGGGGCAACUUUGCCCUACUCCCAAGCUAUGAGAGUUACUGCCCCUCCCACCCCAUGGGGGUGUUAAGACAAAUAUCGCUAACUGACGAUAAUUAAGCACUGAAAAAAAGCACUACAUGCACCCUAAGAAGGGUUAGGACCGGGGAGCUUAGAAAACUGACUAGUUCAACUGGGUUGUGUUCAUUAGGCACUAAAUGGAAGAAAAUGGACUGGAACAGGGACUUCAGACGCUACCAUGCUUUUUGGUUGUUAAAAGACUGAAUCGAAUAGAUUAGCGAUGCAGAGUUGGAGUGUCAGUACUAGCUUGGUGGUCGUAGUGGGAGAAAUAGUGCUAGCACUUUAUUUUACAGUACAUAAAAGACCAGGUAUUUACCAGGAUACUACAUGGUAAAAUGAUAACACAGUAGUGACUUUGAAUUAUCUGUUUCCUUCGGAUUCGUAACAACAAACACCACUGGCCACCAUUUGAAUGGGUUGUUCCUUGAAGGAAAUGCCAUAAAGUACCCAUUGUUACCAUAUAAUUUCAGAGUAAAUACCUGAUAAAUACCAGUUGAAAAAGUAAGUAAGUGUAAAAUAUUUUUUUGUGAAAUACCUUUGGUUUGGCAAGAUGAAGCGAUUUCCAGUGCAAACCCACUCAUGUUUGACUACAUGAUCCAUAUGAAUUAUCACAUGAUACUGCAUGGUUGUGUUUCUGUGUGGAGAUGGUUGAUUGCGUGGUCUGUAGAAAAUAUAGAUGGGAAAUUGGAUGUUAAUUACGAUAUUUGAAUGUCACAUACCUCAAUUCAAUAUUCCGGCAUCAAAUUGUUAAUCUGUUGCACUUUCCUAACCUGUUUACCAAAGUUGUCAUUAAUGCACAUAUUUUUUUUUUUUUGAUUUAUUGGAUUUGAAAUACAUAAGCUUCUUUCCGGUUGAAGAUACUGUAAUAAUGUUGUCUGUCAUUAGCAUGGCGCUAUUUGUUGUACUGUAUAUUUGUAUGUUGUUCACGUUUUGAGUAAGUAAUCUAUUUUCAAUUUAACCUAUAGAUGUUGACCUAUGUUAUUUGUGCCUGGAAAUAUGUAUUCACAGUAUUAUAUAUGAUUGAAUAUUUAUUUGCUAUUCGUGGGGCUUUUUCAAAUGGGCAAAUCUUUAUAGUGCUGUGUCAAAAUGAAUAUCACAUAAUAUGUUUUGAGGUGUCGUCUGAAUCCUGGUACACCUAAGCAGAAUGUUUCCCAAAUCCUGGUAAGACAAGACAGUGUGGGAGACAAAUUCUCCGCAACAUGGCAACCUUAAAAAAAGUGACAUUUGAAACUACAUUUGGAGAAAUUACCUCCGAACUGACACAAGUUUUAUUUUUCUAGAAGCCAUUGAUUUAUAAACAUCAAAAUGUGAUUAUCUGUUUUAACCUGUUUAAUUGAAAGGAUAUUUUUGUAAUAAAAAAAAAUGUUGUUUGACCAA